Pochonia chlamydosporia 170 is the source of this 267-nucleotide messenger RNA. RefSeq lists its product as hypothetical. NCBI's taxonomy places the organism in Eukaryota, Fungi, Ascomycota, Sordariomycetes, Hypocreales, Clavicipitaceae. Bases 1 to 267 code for a protein of 88 amino acids. The transcript has a single exon. The record is from RefSeq and is a predicted model, not a curated record.
AUGGAUACCUUGGCACAAGGGGGGAAGAUGGGCAUCUUGUUUCCCAUCUCCGUUAUCCCAGCAUCCUGGAUACAUUAUGUUACGUGCAGGGCGGUCACGAUGUGGCGGGCAACGAGCGAACCAGGAACUCAGCUUGUCCCGUGUUUCCCGUGUUUACACCCCAGGCAUGCUUGUUUCCUCGUCAUGAAGUUGCAUCAGAGAUCGCCAUCGCCCGGGGACUCCCUCACGGGCAUCCCCAUACCAGAAGUAGAGUAUUUCCGAGCCUGA